UUUCUCGCCCAAUAAAAAUAGGGCAUGCUAUGGAAUCUUUCGUAAGAAAACCAAGCCUGAUAAAAGGUUAUUGACUCUCUCUCUCUCUCCACGGGUGUUGUCUGAUCAGUGGUGGAAUUGUCCCAGCAUUGUGCAGAUACAUGAGGUGAAUUCAUUCCCGAGUUUGUGUAUUAGUCCGAAUAUGUUCUGAACAGAUUUGAACCUUGAAUCCUCCACUUUUUUUUUCCCACUGGAAAAACUCAUGGCUGACAAAAAUACCCCCUUUAAGAGGUUCCAUUAAUGCUGCAGACAUGUGAACAGCACAGACAACCCGCGAAAGAGCAGUGCAACCGGUAACACCUGCCGACCCAUGGGCCUGAAAUAUUUUCCUCGAAAUGAAUCAGUUCCCUUAUGUCUGUCCCUGCCAGCUUGUUAAACUGGGCACUUGCUGAGUAUUUUGUAACUUUUUUCCUUCAUGUCUUUUGUACUAAUUUCGCAAAUCACCUUAAAGUAGAAUCCUUUGGUUCCAGAUCCUUAUGGAAACCGUUUCGCACCGUGCAGACCCUAAUCAUGUUGAACGUGCCUUCUUUCAAAGUCCAGGGAGAACGGCCCCAACUUUUCCAGGACAAUAAAGAUAACUUGUUUGCAACAACCACAUCCUUUAGCAAAGCGGCAGCCUAGUAAUUCGUCCAGUUCGCCUAUGAAUGAGGAAAAUUAAUUUCAGCAAACUUUCUAUGUGUUCAACUUUCGCCUGCUUCCCUGUGUCCUGAUUUUUCGUCGGCUCAAUUUGUAAAUAUAAUCUUUUCCUUUAAUUCCGCUGUUCGGAGCAGGUGCUGGAAAUCUAUAAAAUGCGGAAAAGGUUGGAUGGGGAUCGGUUGGCCAAUCGUCGAAAAGGAUCGCUGCAGGCAGAGCAGAAUUAGAACUUCCUCUGUCGGUGUCAGCUCCCUUUACAACCCGUGUUCUAUUGUUACUUUUCUGCUGCCAUGGAAUUGGUUUGGAUGGUGCUGGCGAUGAUCGCCUUUUACUUUGGGUUCUUGCACCGCUGCACGGGGUUUCGGACCAGACCGGUGAUCCGGGAAAAGGGCAAAGUGGACGGGCUGUACGGUUACGGUGUACAGGACGUGCUAUCCCUUCGUAUAUCUGGCCUUGCACUGAGAAUAUCCACACACCUAUUGAAUACAAUCUUUGGACAACUGGUUUUAAUUCCACUGCUCAUGAGAAUGGUAAAUCUCACUUCACUACGACGUAUAGUUAUUCCAGAAGAUCCCAUAUUCAUUCCAGUUGUUAACCCUGAGAGCAGCAAUAAGCCACCAAAAGACGACAGCAAUGACGGUAUUCUGAAUGAGCUCCUGCAGCUGAGUGUUUCGGAAGAGAAGCAUGGAUUCAACUUCAAAAGCAUUUCUGAUUUCAUCCAAGCGUACAAGUCAGGUAAAAUUACUCCAACCCAAGUAGCUAAGAAUGUGAUCAGAGCUCUGGAAGAUGCCGAUCAAACAACUGCCCCAUUGCGAGCUAUUGUGCAGUAUGAGAGUCACCUGAUAAUGAAGAUGGCAGAAGCCUCCACUGCUCGGUAUGGAGCCAAUGCACCUCUUUCCCCACUGGAUGGAAUUCCUGUGUGCAUUAAAGAGGAACUGAAAGUUGUUCCGUACUAUCAUAGGGUGGGAACUGUUUAUCUUGGCGAGGAGCAAGAAACUGAAGAUGCCACAGUUGCCAGAAAGUUACGAGAGGCUGGAGCAAUUAUUAUUGGUGUUUCCAAUAUGCACGAGCUUGGACUGGGAGUAACUGGCUGUAAUGUCAACAGGUAUCACGGUGUUCCUAGGAACCCGUACAACCCUCAGCAUUUCACAGGAGGAAGUUCCAGUGGUUCGGCAGCAGCUGUAGCAGCAGGUCUCUGUGCGCUGGCGGUCGGGAGUGAUGGAGGAGGGUCAGUAAGAAUCCCAGCAUCAUUUUGUGGAGUGGUAGGAUUGAAAGUCACUUUUGGGCGAAUCAGUCCCUAUGGGUCUUAUCCUCUUUCUUAUUCUACCGUUAGUUUGGGUCCAUUUUGUACUUCUGUAAAAGAUGCCGCCAUGGCCUAUGCAAUUCUGGCUGGCCCAGACCCUAAUUACUCAUACAGUCUGAAUCAGCCGCCAUUGAAUUUCAAUGAUAUUGCACAUCCUGAUCUACAGAAUGUAAGAGUUGGAAUAGAUUGGAAGUUCUUCACGGACUGUGAAUCUGAAGUUUUAAACGCUUGCCAGAGAGCGGUACAGCACUUAAUGAGUUUGGGUGCAACAGUAGUAGACUUGCACAUUCCAGAGUUGGAGGAAGCACAGACUGCACACCUUAUAUGUAUUCUGAGUGAGAUUCGAGAGUUUUUGAACAUGGAUUUUAAUAACCAAUACGACAAAAUGAAUCUAGAUACUCGUGCAACUUUAGCUCUUGCAUCAAAAUUCACAAGUUCUGACUACAUUCAGGCUUGUCGUCAACGAGCACGGGCUAUGCAUUUUCUGAAAGAAAUUUUCAAAGAUGUGCAAUGCAUCAUUACGCCAGCAAUACCCAGCACUGCUCCACCUACUAAAUCCUCUGACUUCAGUUAUGGUUCCAGUGAUCUCCAUAUCCUUUACAGCACAAUAAGAUUCAUGCAGCUUGCAAAUCUCACGGGAAUUCCCUCUCUCGUGGUUCCUGUUGGGUACAGCUCCUCUGGUCUACCCAUUAGUCUUCAGAUUAUGAGUAAAUGGUGGGACGAAGCAAUUCUUUUCCGGAUUGGAUUGAAGGUGGAACAGUUCCGUGCUGAAACUAAGAAACCUCAGAUUUACUACGAUCUUCUGUAACAAAGCAUGAAAUACAAGAUGGUCUUUGUUUUGCAGUUUGGAGCCAAUUCUCCCUAUGUACUCUUUUUAAAAAAAAUCAAUCAAGCCAUAUACUGUUUAUUUAAAGCCUAUCUAUUUAUGCUGUCACAUGAUUACCCACUGUUGUGUCUCCAGUUUAUUUGUCCCAAUACACUUGUUGGAUUGCAUAAGAGCAUCAGUGCAAGAAUAAAGAUGAGUUAGCUGAAGCAUAGCUGAUAAACCAUUGAUUUUGCCGAUUACCUCUUGUCAGAGUCGUACAGCAUGGAAACAAUUGCUUUGGCCCCUGUCCAUGUUGAUGGAGGAGCCGACCAGAAUUAGUUCCAUUUCUCCAUGCCCUUAUCCCCCUUAAAUCUUUCUUGCCCAGAUGCCUUUGGAAGGUUGUAAUUGUGCCCAUCUCUACCACUUCUUCCAGUAACAUAUAUCCACCACCCUCUAUGUGAAAAACACACCUCUUGGGUCCCCUUUAAAUGAGACUGUAAGACAUGGGAGCAGAAUUAGGCCAUUCGGCCCAUCAUGUCUGCUUUGUCAUUCAAUCAUGGCUGAUUUAUUUUUACCCUCGAUCUCAUUGUUCUGUCUGCUCCCUAGAACUUUUGAUACCCUUACUAAUCAAGAUCUUAGCAACUUCUCCUUUAAAUAUACCCAGUGACUUGUGGCAAUGAAUUCUACAGAUUCACCACCCUCCCCUCUGGUUAAAGAAAUUUCUGUUUAUCUCUGUGUUCUAAAGGGACAUUCCUCCAGUCUGAGCUGUGCCUUUUGGGCCUAGACUCUCCCACGUUUGAAAACAUCCUCUCCACAUCCACUCUAUCUAGGCCUCUCAAUAUUUGGUAGGUUUCAGUAAGAUUUCCUUCAUGCCCCCCCCCCCCAAUUAUUCUAAUAAACUCCGGCAAGUACAGCUCAGAAUCAUGGUCAGAUUUUAACACUUUUAUUCCCUGGAUCAUUCUGGUGAACCUUGAGGGAUCUUUCCCCUGCUAACCUAAAUUGAUGCCCUCUCUAGCUUCAGAUUUCCUGACCUGAGAACAAAGAUUGUUACUACCAUCUUUUCCAUGUUACCGAUAACUUUUUCAACUUCCUAUGAGGUAACUGCUUGGUUCCUUUCAGCAGGGAAAGUAGCCCAGUUGAGUCUAUUGUUAACAGCACAAAUACUGUGAUGUCUAGGUAUAACAAUGAUGCAGCAAGCAAGUUUUUCAGGCACAUAGUUACAGUUAGCACUAUAAAUUAUACAAGACAGUGAAGAUAGUGCUAAACCUGGGUAUUAAUGCUAGAAAAACACUUAUCAGAGACCAGUCUGUUGUAGUGCAAUAGAUAGCCUGUGGUGUUCCAACACUUGAGUAGGAUUGGGUUUGUGAGGAUCGGUUCAAGAAUCUGAUGGUUGUAGGAAGGUAGCUAUUCCUGAACCGGAUUAUGUGGGACUUCAGCAUAUUGUCACUCAGCCCAUCAGUCCCAGCGACAUCCUUGUGAAUCUUCUCUGCCCCUUCCUACUGAGAAAAUCUGUUUAGUUAUUGAGAAAAUGUAUUAUGUUUAUGUAUGUAUAACAAAUGUUUGUGGAGUGUGUGGCAAGCGCAGUGUUCAAUAGACAAAAACUCUUGAUAUUGGGAACCCAAUUCUAACCUUGAAACUCAAUUUUCCUGAACUUCUGGCCCCAGUAUUGCCUCUUAUUGUUUACUGCUAGUUAUUAAACACCACAGGCAUUAAAUCAGGAAAUUAGAGUUUUUUGUGGCCACUGGUACUAUUUAUUAUUUCCUAAAUGAAAGACCUAAAGAUGUGAAGUACUUGCACAUCAAAAUUUUCAGAUUCUGAUGAUGGAUGUACUCUUACUUUAAGUUGUUUUAAGAUAAAGUUUACAAUUUUAAACAAUUUUUUAAUUUUAUCGUACAAUAUUCCUAAGGGCAGAUCUUUCUGUUUUGGCAAGGCUGGAAGAUAAUAUAGGUUCAACCACCCACCUUUAACUUUCUCAACCUAGACAGUUCACCUUUCUACCGAAAAUCCAAAAAAAAAUGGCAGACACAGAAAAUCUGAAAUAAAAACAGAAGAUGCUGUAAAUACACAGCAGCUGAAGCAGUACUUGUGGAAAGAGAAAUUGUUUCAGAUCUUAGAACUUUCAGCAGCUGGGAGGAAAAGAAACCCAAAUACAUCCAGGUACCAAAGAAAAUUCAAAGCAAGUAUUAAAGUUAAUGGAGUUAAGAUCCUUUUGUCUUGUGUAAUGCAUUGCUUCUAUUGCAAAGUCUACGUCUGAUGUGCCUGCAGGCCAGAAUAUACACUUGGCCCUCAUCUGCAAGGGAUUGGUUUCGGGGUCCCCCGCAGAUACCAAAAAACGCGGAUGCUCACGUCCCUUAUAUAAAAUGGCGUAGUAUUUACAUAUAACCUAUGCACAUCUUCCGGUAUACUUUAAAUCAUCUCUAGAUUACUUAUAAUACCUAAUACAAUGUAAACGCUAUGUAAAUAGUUGUUAUACUGUAUUGUUUAGGGAAUAAUUACAAGAAAAAGAAGUCUGUACACGAGAUCCGAGGCGAACAAUGCUUAAACAACGAGUGCUGGAGAGAGAACUGGGGUUUCCCACUCCGCAGUUGGUUGAAUCCGCGCAUGCGGAACCCGCGGAUAAGGAGGGCCGACUGUACAAAUCAAAGAAUAAGGGGAAAGAGAAAGCAGAAGAAAAGUGAGUUAUCUAAGUUUAGAGAAUUUGAUAUAGAGCCCCUGACAAAAUAUGCGGUAUUGUUUCUAGAACUGAUGGCAGGCGUUUUGCAGCUUCCAGGGUUUAUUAGACCCCUGCCCAAGCUUAAGGAACACAUCUCAUCUUUCAUCUAGGCGCACUGCAGCCUGAGGGACUCAGCGUCCAAUCUUCCAAAUUUUAGAUAACGCAUGCUUUUUUUUCUUGUUUGAAUCAUGACUGUUCAUUUUUUUUGUUUGGACCUUUUUUUGCCCCCCCCCCCCCCCCCCCCGUUGUACAGCGUAUGUCAGUAGACCGUACUUCUGAACACCAGCAACCCAUUGCACAGACCUUAACAGCCUCAUUAUUUUACCUUUGUGACACGCAGACACAUUGACUCUUCAGCUACCCACACAAACUAGUCUAUCGCUUAGUUCUGAUAAAGGGUGUUGGAUCUAAAGCAUUAAUUGCUUCUCCUUCUACAGAUGAUGAGUGUUUCCAGCAUUUUCUGUUUUAUUCAUUUUUACAGGUGUGUAUAACAAGUCAUUCCAUUCGUGCAUUGAUGUCGAAAGUACAAGUGAAUAUUACUUAAGAAUGUAGGCUGAUAUUAAAUGAUUUGAAUUAAAAUAUCCUAUAUUGUACUUGUAAUGUUUGAUGUAUUCUAUCUACUACUUCAUAUUGUGAUUUACUUAAAAUGGAAUGUUAAUACUGAAUAUAAUUUAGCACUGGUGACUGUGAAAUAUGUUCAUUUAAAUUUUAAAAAAUUUACUAUCAGAUUAUUAAGGUUUUAUCUCUUGCCUUGUCAAAUCAUAGAGAUUUUUUAAAUGUUUUAGCAUUCCCACGCUGGAAUUUGUUUGAGAAUAAAAAACAUAUAAUUUAAUGAAUUUUCUGGAGUAGAUUCCUUGAAUGUAGUGCAGUGUAUUUUGCCCCUGACUAUGAAACGGAGAAUUGAGGCCAGUCUCUUCACAUUGAGUCUAAACUGGUCGCAACUCUCUUGAACUGCUUCCGCCCUCCCCCAAGCCUGGAAGUCUCCCACCGUGUAUCAAAAUAGGUUUGUUCUUCGAGUUAAAAAUUUGAUCCUUUAUUGAGGAAGAGUUCACCUACAAAAACAUUUUUUUUUACUAAGAGCAUCUUGCAGCUCUCCAUUGUACUGAAAUAAGCUGCAGAGGGUUGUAAAUAUAGUUGGCUCCAUCUUGGGUACUAGCCUAUGGAGUACCCAGGACAUCUUUAAGGAGCGGUGUCUCAGAAAGGCAGCGUCCAUUAUUAAGGACCUCCAGCAACCAGGUCAUGCCCUUUUCUCACUGUUACUGUCAGAUAGGAGAUACAGAAGCCUGAAGACACACACUCAGCGAUUCAGGAACAGCUUCUUCCCUUCUGUCAUCUGAUUCCUAAAUGGGCAUUGAAGCUUUGGACACUACCUCACUUCUUCUGGUUUUUUUUUUGCAUGAUUUUUAAUCUAUUCAAUAUACGUAUACUGCAAUUGAUUUACUUAGUAUUAUUUUAUUUUUAUUUUUUCUUCUAUACUAUUUAUUGCAAUGAACUGCUGCUAAGUUAACACAUUUCAUGACACAUGCUGGUGAUAAUAAACCUGAUUCUGAUACAUUAAAUAUGCCAGCUAAUUUGAUUUGAAUUGUACACUGCCCCUUUGAAAUAUUUGCCAACUUCCAACCAAUGGCUCCACUAGUCAGUAGUCUGUGAGUUUCUACGGGAAUUGUGCAUGAUCUUGCAAUAGUAUAUUUUAAAAUGCUGGCUUCUGAUUUUUAUAUAUAGCAUCUAUUUUGUACUGGAGUUGAUCAUCAUAACAAAAGGUCACACUUUGAAUUCAUUAAUAGAUUUAACUAGUAGUAAUAAAGGGACUAGGUCUCAUUAAAUUAUAAACAUAAGGAUUGUGCCUAUUCACAUUUGCCAUUAUUUGUUUUUUUUUUCAUAUUUGAAGUGCCUUCAUAUAAAAUGAUUUUGAUUCUCAUUGAUACCGUACUUUGGAGGGAAAUAAUUGCCUUUGACCUCUUACAGGUUCCUGGGGAUCACCCUUCACACUGCAUUCCUUUCUGGUGACAUCAGAGCUAUUAUCAAAUUUAUUUUUACCUCCAACAUAUUCCAUGACCUUGGGGGAAAAAAAAUGACCACUUUGCAGGCAAACAUCAGGUCUGCAUGAUCAUGAAGGAGAUGACUCUAGUGUUGCUGCUGAACGUGGUUAAUGUUUUAAGAACUGGGGGAAGUAAGAAAACAAGUUAAAGGUUCCACAACUGGUGAAAUCUUUGAAUGACUUAGAAUGGAAAAUUUGUGAGUAUAUUGCUGCAUAUAUUCCUCAUGGCACAUUUUCAAGGUUGUCAAGAGACCUCACUGGUGGAAGUUCACCUCGCCCUGUUUAGUAAGGCAUGCUGAUCGUGUAAGAGGUUGACAAUGACCCUGUUGUAAGUUGUGAUGGACAGGCAUAGCUGUGUUAUCUUGGGAGGGGAGAGUAAAGAACAGCAUUACCUCAUUGCCCAGUGAUAACUGUACCUUUCCUUGGCUCUGUGUCCUUUGCGAUGGUGAGUUUGCCAUGUCACUCCCCACACAUUAUUGCUAACUUAAUGAUCCUUCCUAAACUGCACUUCAUCCUCUGUUUGUCAAAGAGGCCCUGUUUCUUAUAUUCCUGUCUCGGCUCUUAAAGGGAGACUUGCUGCAUGCCUUCGAUACCCUAAAUUGCAAAUUAAUGCAAGUUUGCGUUGUAUUAUUUUAAAAUGAAAAACUAUCUGCUGAAGAAACUGGGCAAGUCGGGCAACGUCUGUAGGAGGAGAGGAACUGUCAAUAUGUUGAGUGAGAGUGGAAAGGUGAGAUGGCCAAUCCAAAGAGAAAGUCUGAGAAGGGGUGUGAGAUGACAGCUAGGUUAUGCCACAUAACUAUCAGUUUCUAUGAAUAAAAAAUGAGAGCAGGAAUUUGGCCCUUUUUUGAGUUUUCCCUGCCAAGACUGUGGCUGAUGUUUUUUUUUCUACUACAAUGUCAAUUUCCUGCCUGUUCUUUGAUAUCUAGAUCCCCUUAAGACCCAGAAAUCAAUUCUCAUCCGAAAGGCAAACCAGAAUUACCACCAUUACCACUGACACAUACAGUAGGAUGUGAAAUUAGUUCUGCAGCAACAACAUUUAUUGCACAGAUUUACUUUAAGGGUAAUGAAACAAAAGUACCAGAUAUGUAGAUUGUUAAAAUUGAAGGUGGGAGAUUGUAUAACUUAAGUCUUGAGAGAAAUAUCUUCUUAAGAUGUCCCAUUAUUUUUAACAUUACCUGUAUUCCAUGUUGAUGUAAAGAUCUUAGCUAAAGUUUUGGCUCAUAGAUUAGAAACCGUCAUUCCCUCCAUUAUCUCUGAUGACCAAACAGGCUUUAUUAAAAACCGUUUCCCUUUUUUUAACAUUCAGUGUUUAUUUAAUAUCUUAUACUCACCUCCAACUGGGAUUCCUGAAUGUGUUAUUUCCCUCGACGCGGAGAAAGCAUUUGAUCGUAUAGAGUAGAACUACCUUUUUGCAGUUUUAGAAAAAUUUGACCUCAGCCAAAGUUUCAUCUCUUGGAUCCAAUUGCUGUACCUGUGUCCUACUGCCUCUGUUUUAACUAAUUUUCAGAAAUCCCAAGUAUUUAAUCUCAAACAUGGCACCCGUCAGGGAUACCCCUUAAGUCCCUUUCUCUUUGAUUUGGCUAUGGAACCUCUGGCGAUAGCAUUUUGAAACUGCCCUGAAUUGACUGGGACUUGGAGAGGGGGUGUUGCGCAUAAAGUUUCUCUCUAUGCUGAUGACUUAUUACUCUUUCUCUCAAAUCCGUCUACAUCCUUACCUCUAAUGUUUUCACUUCUUGACCAGUUUAGCCAGAUCUCUGGCUAUAAACUUAAUUUACAUAAGAGUGAACUUCUCCCAAUUAAUAAAGAAGCACAAGAACUAACAUUUCAUGAUCUCCCUUUUAAAGUAGUCCAUAAUCAAUUUACUUAUCUUGGAAUUACAGUCACAAGGAAGUUUAAAGAUCUCUUUCGUGAAAACUUUGCCAAUCUUUCAUAUGCUAUAAAACAGAGUCUGGUACAAUGGUCACCUCUAUCUAUGUCUUUGGUAGGUCGUAUUAAUGUUGUUAAAAUGUAUGUUCUUCCCAAAUUUUUAGACCUAUUUCAAUCUAUCCCAAUUUUUAUUCCCAAAUCUUUUUUUGAUUCCUUAGACUCUAUUAUUUUGUCAUAUCUGUGGCAGAAUAAGCGCUCUAGAAUUAAUAAAAUCCAUCUCCAAAAAUCUAAAAAAGAGGGUGGCAUGGCUUUACCUAACUUUCGUUUAUAUUAUUGGGCAGCUAAUAUACGUUGUGCUACCUUCUGGUCUUUCUUCCAUGGCCAACCCGAGUGCCCUAACUGGGUGGCGAUGGAGCUGAGCUCCACUAAAGAAUUAUCUAUCUCUUCACUUCUUGGCUCUGCACUCCCUAGUAGUCUGCCCAGAUCAAUAGCUAAUCCUCUUGUUAGACACACUCUGCGUAUAUGGGCUCAGUUCAGGAAAUGCUAUGGUUUCCAGGGGUUUUCCGUUUCCAGCCCUAUUGCUCAUAAUCACCUUUUUUUACCUACUACAUAUGGUUCAGCAUUCCAGGUUUGGUAUAGGAAGGACAUUAGACAUUUUGAAGAUCUUUUCAUUAAUAAUCGCUUCGCUUCUUUUCAGCAGCUCUCUGUUAAGUUCAAUCUGCCCAAUGCUCAGUUUUUUCAGAUAUCUCCAAAUCCGACACUUUAUUGCUCCUUUAAUUCCUAACUUUCCUGAAAUGCCUGCGAAAAAUGCUAUGGACCUAUUUUUUUCCAUGAAUCCACUAGGUAAAGGCUUAAUAUCAAUCAUCCGAGAUAAACUAGCAGCCUUAUGACGGGCCCCUAUGGAUAAAAUCAAAAUGGCCUGGGAGCAGGAUUUAAAUAUCUCCUUAUCUGAGAAGAGCUGGGAUUCAGUUCUCAAAUCGGUUAACUCAACCUCUCUUUGUGCUCGCCACUGCCUUUUACAGUUUAAGAUUGUUCAUAGAGCCCAUUUGUCUAAAUCUAAACUAUCUCGAUUCUACCCUAGCGUUAGUCUGCUCUGUGAUAAAUGCAAGAGGGGCGUGGCCUCUCUCAUCCAUAUGUACUGGUUCUGUCCUAGCUUGGAGAAAUUCUGGAAAGAUGUCUUCACUACGUUAUCGUGUAUUCUGAAUCAGCACCUAGAACCAAACCCCUUUAUUGCUCUGUUCGGUUUUUGGGGCGAGACAGAUUUAUGUCUGGGUCUGACCAAAUGCCGAAUAUUAUCCUUUGCCUCUCUCCUGGCUAGACGCUUGAUCCUCCUUAAAUGGAGAGAUGUUGCCCCGCCCACUCAAGUUCAAUGGCUGAAUGACAUCAUGGCCUGUUUGGACCUCAAAAAUUCAUUAUUCAGUUCUUAAUUCGGAUCUAAAGUUCCAUAAGGUCUGGGGACCUUUUAUCGAGUACUUUCAUAACCUUCCUCUUGACUAGGGUUUUUUUUUCUUUUCGGUCCCUUGCUUUCAGCUCCUUUUUUUUCUGGUAGAAGGCAUUAUUAUCCUCUGUUGCUGAGUGUAUUCACAGUCUGGGAUCUUGGCUGUCCUGACUUAUACUCUCUAUAUUGUGUUGUGGUUGGUCUGGAGUUGCUGUUGUUUUUUUCUUGUGUUGUGGGGCUUGGGGAGGACACUAAGCUUACUUGUCUUUAAUUCAGGUGCUUUUUUUUGGCUAAAUUCUCUUCCUUUGUAGCAUAUUGUUAUUGUAUGCUUAAUUUUGCACUGUUUUAAUAUUCCUCAUUGGGAUUUGGGGUUUUUAAUUUGUAAAAUGUUUUGAAAAACUAAUAAAAAAAAACAUUACCUGUA
Messenger RNA from Hypanus sabinus (Atlantic stingray), 11259 nucleotides. RefSeq lists its product as uncharacterized. The coding region runs from base 963 to 2783 and encodes 606 amino acids. The record is from RefSeq and is a predicted model, not a curated record. NCBI's taxonomy places the organism in Eukaryota, Metazoa, Chordata, Chondrichthyes, Myliobatiformes, Dasyatidae. The transcript has 20 exons. Gene Ontology annotation, molecular function: catalytic activity.